This is a messenger RNA of Daucus carota subsp. sativus, 636 nucleotides long. RefSeq lists its product as uncharacterized. The record is from RefSeq and is a predicted model, not a curated record. NCBI's taxonomy places the organism in Eukaryota, Viridiplantae, Streptophyta, Magnoliopsida, Apiales, Apiaceae. The coding region runs from base 1 to 636 and encodes 211 amino acids. The transcript is spliced from 3 exons.
AUGAAAGGUAUUCUAUCUCGGAAACUCAAACUUGAGGACUUGGAGACUGUGGCUUUGACCGAGGAGUGUAGUGCGGUGUUGCAGCAGAAAUUGCCUCCGAAGCUGAAGGAUCCGGGAAGUUUCACAAUCCCGUGUACUAUUGGAAAGAUAUCUUUCGACAAGUGCUUGUGUGACUUGGGAGCUAGCAUCAAUCUGAUGCCGUUAUCUGUCUUCAAGAAACUUGGUCUGCCAGAGCCGAAACCUACAAACAUGUACUUACAACUGGCUGAUCGGUCCAUCACAUACCCGAGAGUGUUCAACGCAAUGAAAUUUCCAACUGACGAAGAAGAAUGCUUUAAGGUGGAGCCAAUAGAAGCUGCAGCUCAUCCAGAAAUUGACCCAAGGCUGAAAACUGACAUCUUGGAAAGGGUUCUAACAGGUGAAGCUGAAUUCGGAGGUGAAGAGGAAGUAGAGCAACUUCAGUUCUUGAAUACAUCUCCAUGGAAGAGGAAGGUUGAUAUUCCAUUCGAGUCUCAAGGAGUAACAGAGCUUAAAAAUGUUCAGGAGCAUCUUAAACCAUCUAUUGAAGAAGCUCCAAAUUUCGAACUCAAACUACCACCUGAUCACUUAAGUGAUGUGCAGUUGAGGAGGAUUUGA